This is a messenger RNA of Nicotiana tabacum (common tobacco), 1614 nucleotides long. The record is from RefSeq and is a predicted model, not a curated record. NCBI's taxonomy places the organism in Eukaryota, Viridiplantae, Streptophyta, Magnoliopsida, Solanales, Solanaceae.
AUUUCUAGUGGAUGCUACUUCAUUUUCCUAGUAGGAAAGAAUGUUAAGAGCUGGCAUUCACAGAGAAGAAUGUAGUUAGCUGUAAAUAUCACUUUCUUUUGUUACUUAUGCAGACCUACAUUAUCCAUUCACUAGUUACUUUAUAUGCAGGGUUGUUCAUAUUUCCCCAUUUGCUAAUAGAUUAUCAAUGCAUCUUCCAUCUCAUCUUCAAUUCCUGAGAUGCUUUUCCAAUUAUGAAGCUUUGAGGUUCUCCUUGGCCAUAUCGACACUUGCAAAGAAGUUAGUCAAGCGCAUGAUUGAGAGGAGCUCUAACUCUGUUGGGAAGUAUAUUUCUAUCCACCUUCGCUUUGAGGAGGACAUGGUAGCCUUUUCAUGUUGUAUUUAUGAUGGAGGAGUGGUUGAAAAGUCAGAAAUGGAUGUGGUACGUGAGAAAGGAUGGGGGAAGAAGUUCAAACAAAAAUAUCGUGUUAUUGCACCUGGUCUCAACCGCAUAAAUGGAAAAUGUCCUAUGACCCCUGUAGAGGUCGGAAUGAUGCUCAGGGGUAUGGGAUUUGCCAAAGAUACUCCAAUAUAUUUGGCUUCUGGGAAGAUUUACCAGGCCGAUAGAUAUCUAGCACCUCUUCGAAAGAUGUUUCCUCUCCUACAAACCAAGGAGACUUUGGCAACCAAAGAUGAGCUUGCUCCAUUUGAGGGUUAUUCAUCAAGACUCGCUGCUGUGGACUACCUAGUAUGCUUGUUUAGUGAGGUAUUUGUAACCACUCAAGGGGGAAACUUUCCUCAUUUUUUGAUUGGUCAUAGAAGGUACCUUUUUAAUGGACACGCCAAGACUAUCAAACCUGAUAAAAUCAAGCUUGUAUCUUUAUUGCAGAACACAAGUAUAAGCUGGAUUGAAUUCAAGGGUCAAAUGGGAUCAAUGCUGGCCGAAAGUGAUAGGAAGGGCAUAAUGGUACCUAGAGUUAAGAAGUCCACCAGAAAAGGUUCUAUCUAUUCGAAUCCUUUGCCUGAAUGCAGGUGUCUUUGGGAGUCAAAAAGAGCUACCAACCGAAGCAAUUCGUACCUCAUGGUAGAUCGCUGAGAUUCGUCCCUGGUUCUAAGUUUCUUCUGAUUUUGAGCAGUCUAAGUUGAUCAACUAAUCUGGGAUCCUUUUGCAAGCACCAUUUACUUUUCUAUUUUGCUUGUUAUUUGUGCAAUCGUAACGGAGUCUCCACGUGCUGCCAUGCUAUAUCCAUGGAAAUCAGUAUACUUCCAGCUUGUCAUAUUGGGGUCUACCAGUUUAUGUGCCAAUAGAAUGUGGUGGAAAAGAGCUGAGGCUCCAAGUCCAACAUUGAUUACAGGAACCAAAGAUUGUCAAAGCAUCUCAGUCGAGAUCAUGAGAAUUUAUUUUCCAGUUUUUCCUUAGCCAGCAAGGCAGGACAUUUCAUCUGUCUGGAGUUGAUAUAUCAGUUUCUCAGAUCCUAAAGGUUUCAGUUAUUCUUUUUUAUAGUGUAGAUUCUUGGUUCUUUCUCCCUUCUUUAAUUUUGUUACUGCCUUUCACAUUGCUUCUGGGAAGUUUGUACUCUAAUACUCUACCUAUUAUAAUACUAUAAGUUUUAGUAAAUUGAAUUUCAGGAUUUA